AUGUCGAUACAGAAACGAGUGUUGGUGUUGGGUGCAGGCAGGGUGUCGGGGCCGUUGUACGAGGACUUGGCCGGGGAGAAAGACGUUGUCGUCACUGCAGCGAGCAGGGGUAAGCUGAAGUUGGAGAAAGUGAGGCAGCUCUGUCCAAGUGCCAGGCUGGAGUGUGUGGACAUCACUGAGGACACGGAUACCAGGGAUAUGCUGAUCGCCGAACACGACAUCGUUGUCAGCUUGGUGCCCCUUCCCUUGGUACCAGACAUCGCGCGGGCCUGUGUGUCCCUCAAGAAGCACCUUGUGACCCCCUGCUAUGUUGACCCGGAAGUACAAAAGCUACACAAGGAGGCAGCGGAUGCUGGUUUGACGAUCCUCUGUGAGCUAGGAAUCAACCCCGGCAUGGAUCACAUGGGCGCCACCAGGACGUUUGACGACAUCAAGCGGAGGGGAGGAACGGUGUGCUGGUGCCCUCGGAACGCUCUCUGGAAGUACACAAAGCCCAGCGCCUACAUACAAGACGGAAAGAUGACGGAGCUUCCAGCAGGAACUGCAGUAAUGGAGUCUGCACGUAGCGUCGACAUUGGUCAGGGCUUCCAGUUGGAGGUCUUUCCGUACGGCUUCAGCCCCAGACUACUCACGUUGUACGGAAUAGAGACAGUGCAGACAUUCUUCAAGGGAUCAAUGAGAUACAGGAGAGACUACGUCUGCCACGAGCUGGGGCUGCAGAAUGACGUCACAGAUCAAACCCUGGAGUUGAAGGUCAAGGACAAACUAGGAGGAAGAGACCAAUUGGAGAUCGUUCAAAAACUUGGUUUUCUUGGAUCUGAAGCAAUUGAACCGAAAGGGACGCCAUUUGACACCUUCUGCUGCUAUAUGGAGAAAAGACCAGAUUUCAUGCUGGGGUCGGACGACCGCGACGUGGGUCUGUUGGUCAUGACGGUGAUCGGACGUUUCCCCGACGGAUCCAGCGAGACCCGGAAGCUGGGAAUGACUGUGUACGGAGAUCCCGGGAAGCACUCGGGCAUGUCCAAAGUCGUCGGCUAUAGUUUAUCCAGUGCUGUCAAGCUGAUACUAAAUGGGGAGAUAACUGACCGAGGAGUCGUGAUGCCCAUUAUCCGUAGUGUCUACAAACCUCUGUUUGCAGAGUUGGGAAAAAAGGGGAUUGCCUUUGUCGAGAGAAAAUAA
Molecule: messenger RNA, 1179 nt
Organism: Haliotis rubra (blacklip abalone)
Lineage: Eukaryota; Metazoa; Mollusca; Gastropoda; Lepetellida; Haliotidae
Product: alpha-aminoadipic semialdehyde synthase, mitochondrial-like
Exons: 10
Coding region: 1-1179 (392 amino acids)
Cellular component (GO): cytoplasm
Molecular function (GO): saccharopine dehydrogenase activity
Source: RefSeq, a predicted model, not a curated record